AUGGCGCCUUCGUAUCCUCGACAGAUCAUUCACUCACUGACUCCAACUCCCCAUCUCCCCAAAGACCCGCCCACCUCCUGGGGACCGAAAUCCAAGCGCGCCAGCGCCGUGGUGUUUGGCGAGCUUUUCGCAGUCACUUUUGCCAUCUUCGUGGUAGCAGUACUGUUGUGGAAGAUUGGCCAGUUCAUCCGUUCCUUCAACAAGCACAAGGUACUGCGCGAAGGGAAGCCUCCGACGGCUCGAUAUGCGCGCACAUGGUACGGCUGGGUGUCUCUGAACACCCACAAACGGAACAAAAGAGUCUUUCACCGAUGCUUUGCCCGACUCCGAGAGUGGACGGCGUGGAAGUCGACUAGGGCGGACUAUCGCUGGGUGUGGUGGGAUCCCGAUCGGAAGGAAAUGGAACGGCGUCGGCGCGAACGACGUUUUCUCGAAUGGCUGCCCGAAUGGUUUCAAAGCUAUGAUUAUAGCCCGGCUGACGGCUUCUGCUCUUCUCAACCCUUGUCCACUUGCCAUGGUGCAAGAAGGAAUCGCAAUGCAAUCUUGGGGUCUUCCAUCGUCGCUAGAUCCUUGAGAGGACUGCACCUUGCCAACUCGAGUCGAGAUCUGCGAUCUAGCCAUACUGUACCCCAGGGAGAAAGGCUGGCUUCAUUAUCUCAGGAGGUCUUCAGCGCACCUGCAGUAAGCGGUGAUUGCACAUUUGAUGAGGACAAGCAAUGCCACUUCUCGUGUCCGAGAGCAGUGGCCACUAAAGCUCGGCCAUUCACGGACAAUACCACUCUCUUCCAGUAUCCUCGGCCCUCUUUUCGCAACAUGGCUCUGUGGGCAUCUUCCCACGAGUAUAGAUCUAGCGGACAGCCAAGGCAGUUGUUUGCACAGAGCAAUAUCCUGCAACCGAGUCCGCCAGAUGGCUACCGACAAACAUGGAGAAAGUCUCAACAGGAUAAACAACCACUACAACUGUCACCCCCGUCACAGCAUCGACAUCUUCGCAAAUACCGGGUGUGGUCAGCGAGGAUGCAGAUGCAAACGGGAAGCCCUCGGCGGAACUGGGAUGGACCUUCAGGCCCUCCCGGAACCCCGAUUACUGAGUUGCUGCCCAGCUGUACGACGGAUCGAACUGUUGCCUCUCGUGCUUCGGGCCCAGUUCAAAGGAAAGAGUGUAGUGGGUAUCAGUGGGAGUCGUAUGACAAAGUAUUCCGAACCAUUGAGGACAUGCUCAUCCGACGACAUAUGCGGUUGCUGGCCAUCGACCCAGCGGGCUCUGAAACGAUGAAAUGGAAUUCAGCACCCGCACGAUUUCGCUUGUCAAAAGGCCCACUAUCCGGGGUUGCAAUGUCAGUAGAGCACCAGGAAUGGCAACCAAUGCGACCAUCGAAACGGGACGCGGAUAGCCACGUUAUUAGCGAGAUGAUGCGCGAUAACUUGCCCUACAACUCGAAAGUCUCCAAACGACCACGAGCCUUACCGACCCCGGAGAGAAAGGAAUGCAAGGAAGAUCUGUGUGACUGGGAAGUCCGGAUGAUGCACAGGUUGGAUCGAAAACUGGUAUGGCUUUUCAAUGAAUUGACCCCCGGCCAAAAACCCUAUCAUUUUGCGAUUCUCGCCAACCACUGGCUGAAUAGGGAAACAUGGCUGGUGACCGACCCGGUCUCGAGAGUUCCGAUAGAUGCGCGCCGCGAAUGGGGGGACCCUCGUUUCAACGUGCCCUACCCCAAUCCCACUUUCAGCCCCAAACCGAAGUACCCAGUUAUCCCGAGGAAACAAACUCGUAUUCCUCGCAUCGAGUCAUGGCGUGUGGCGGUCAACCAGCAAAGAAAGACGGCGGGCAUUAGAGAGGCAAUUCGCACUGUGGGCCUAUAUGAAGAGUCGGCGGAUGAGCCGCCAGACGGGCAUAUCGAUCCGGCCUGUUGGAUUUUGCGCAAACCUCCCCAGGGGUUUGAGAUAUCGACACGACAGAAAACUGCCUGGUACGAAGGGGGUGUGGGGUGGCAAGAGAAGCUAGACGACUGGCAGCAUGUCCGGCAUGGAUAUCUUAUGCACAAGUUAAUACACGGAGGCCGAGUCAAUCGGACAUGGUUCAAAGAGGUCGCGGCGCAAAUCAACAAGCCACUCCAGUUGAUUCAAGGCAAGGGGCCUGUACACCAGGUUAACCAGGAGAUUUGCUGA
Messenger RNA from Penicillium riverlandense, 2169 nucleotides. RefSeq lists its product as uncharacterized. NCBI's taxonomy places the organism in Eukaryota, Fungi, Ascomycota, Eurotiomycetes, Eurotiales, Aspergillaceae. The transcript has a single exon. The coding region runs from base 1 to 2169 and encodes 722 amino acids. The record is from RefSeq and is a predicted model, not a curated record.